Molecule: messenger RNA, 213 nt
Organism: Blepharisma stoltei
Lineage: Eukaryota; Ciliophora; Heterotrichea; Heterotrichida; Blepharismidae
Source: the annotation of a GenBank genome assembly
AUGUUUUAUCAGCUGCAUACAGCUCAUCAUAUGCAUUUGUUACAAUAUCAUCCCAAAGUCCCAAUAGAUGCCAAAAUAGAUCCUUCCUCCAAUAAGGUUUGACUUAUGACACCCUUCAAUUGAUGGAAAGCAACCCACUGUGCUCUUGGUCAGAUUCUAAGACUCUUAAAAUUAUUUUGGGAAGUGGAUUUAGCCUUAGAAGCUCCACAAUAA